AUGCCAUUCGACAGGAAGCAAUUUGUCUUUGUGGAGAGGAAGAAGGCAUUGCAUUUAGCAGAGUCUUGUGGUCUCGGCAUUGUCAAAGAAGAGGCAUACCUUUACGGCUACCAAAUCUACAUUAUCGAGCAAUGGUUAUGCGAUCGCAGUAUUACUUCUAACACUAUCAAGGUGUUUACUGGGAACCAGCAGCAUUCGAUCAAAGUGUGCGUAUUGAGUAUAUCCACAGCUGAGCUACAACAUCCACGUCCAGAGAUUCAAGCCUUUUUUAAUGCUUCUGCACCUCUCAAACUUAAGCAUACCGGGUUGGGUGAGAUUAUGUUGACGGAUCCCAGUGAACUACCUUGUGACAUGGAUAUGGUGCUCGUACCUGAUGGCGAUUAUGACAAGUGGAUCAACCAAGCCUAUGUCAAUAUCAAUCUGAGGAGAACCAAUUGUACCGGUCGAAGUGCUCUUAAUCUCAACAAGCCAAACCCUGCAUCCGAGGAAAAGUUUCGAUCUAUAUACAAGAUUGCAGACACGGUGCCAUUCGAGAUAGCAGUGAUCAAUCUGGUGACAGUGGCUCAAGUGGCCUUGUACCUAUUCAAUCUCCUUAAGCGAGACUACAUUGACGGACUUAUUUGCAAUGAAACCAGUAAGGCGUUUUGGGAAUUCUAUACAAGGUAUCAUCCGCACAAAUCCCCAGAUUAUCAACUCAAAGAGCCAUGGAUGGAACCUCAUCUUUUGACAGCAUUGAUAAGCAAAUUGGUGCUCUGCAGGAACAAGCUUCAUGCUUAUAACUUUACGACCAUCAAAGAUCCAUUCACUGAUUAUGAGGAAUUUCGAUUCGACAUUGAGGAAUAUCAACGAGCAAAAGGUCUCAAACGCACCAAAUUUCUUGAUCUGGCAACAUUGGAUAAGCUCAAUGAGCAUACAAUCAAUCAACUCAAAGUACGCAACGUCAUCAAGUCUAAAUUAGACGACAUUUCUGGUGUAAGCAAUUCCCCCUUGUUCAGCGAAUCAUCAGAGCCAGAAGUUUUCCGACAUCAUGCGACGAUUGAAAGUUUGAGAGCAAUAUGGCGACCACGAUUGAGGAAUACACCCGGCGGGGAUUUGGAUAAACCACAGCAUGAACUUUUACACAUGAUCAAGGGGAUGUCGGCUCGAACAACACGAACGAGUGGGGCAGCUGCAGAAAUCCUCUCCAAAUUUGCAGGAUCCUUGCCAUGGGUGGAGAACAAACAAGGCUCUGUAUCACGCAAUAGAUCAAAACGAAGAGCUGCUGCACCUACAUCACCACCACCUGUAACAACAACACCCACAUCACCAGCACCUUUACGCAACAAUACUGCCACCACCAAUAUUCAGCUCACUUCACCCAGUGGAUUGUCAACCGUUGAAGAUGUCUUGUAUCAACCCGAUAUCCGAGAUGACUCUAAUACACGGCGAUUGCUUUUCGAAUCAGGGCUUUCAUCCGACGAUGAUUUUAGCUAUCGAUCUGAUUCGGAUUUUCCUCCAUGGCGAUUAUCAUCCGAUCGACAAGACACUCCUCCACCACCCACAACGACGACCACCGAUUUCCCAACAAAGCGCUUUGUAGGAUCACCCGUAUCAUUGCGACCUGAGACAGCGAGUCCUGUGAGUGAUAUUGCAGGCAAUGGUGCCAGCGACUUUAUGCCAUUAUCACAGCCUCAUCGAGCGCCUAUGCGAUCACGAUCUGUGUCUGAUAGCAUUGUAUCGUUUGCUUAUUUUCCACCCUCAUCCAAAGACCCGAUACGACCCAACAAGCCCAUUUUACCACGUGCCAAUUCGUUGACCAUGAUACCAGCAGUAGUACAUAGCAACCACCUUCUUCAUAAUGAUGGCAACAACGAACGCAUGACCGACUUUAUACCCUAUAUCGAGCAACCUACGGAUGACAUGUCUCCUGCAUUACGACCUUCAGUGACGAUGGAUGUUGAGACCUAUCUUGUUUUUGAAAAGCUGCAGCGACAACAUACGGAGUUGCGAGAAGCCUAUCAGCAAUUACAAAAGAUGGCCAAUGUGUAUGAGCGCCGAGCAGAGCAAUUACGGACGACUUGGCUACGACGAUCCACUGAAUUUGAGCAAAUUGAAAGAGCUGCACGUAAAGUGAUGGAUGAACAACUGGAAGCUGAAAACGAGUUGAAAGAAGUGGAUGAUUCAAGCGCAAAGCUACAUUACGAAUUGAAUGUAUUGAAUGAGAAUCUCAAGGAUGUCGAGGAAAACGUGUCCACCUUCUACUCCAAAGUCAGUUUACUCGAACGCAAGAUGCAUGAAUCGCAACAAUCCAUCACGACCAUGCUCAUCAUUGGCAACUACUUUGAUUACUAUUGGCGAAAAAUCAAACGUUGGGCUGGUUGGUCAUCGUCAUCAGAUCCAUAA
Molecule: messenger RNA, 2382 nt
Organism: Lichtheimia ornata
Lineage: Eukaryota; Fungi; Mucoromycota; Mucoromycetes; Mucorales; Lichtheimiaceae
Exons: 10
Coding region: 1-2382 (793 amino acids)
Cellular component (GO): Sin3-type complex
Source: RefSeq, a predicted model, not a curated record